AUGAAACUCCUCCUCCAUCCUUCCCUCCAAGCCAUAUCGCGCCGCCUGCCCCGCUCUCGUCGCGUGAACCUCGUGUUCAGACUCUCGGCGCUGAUACUCCUGCUCUCCGUCCUCGAGGCCUUCUACCACAGCCAGGUGUCGCUGUCGAUCCCCCGACCGGCCGAACAUCAUAAUCUUGACGAGCCGUUCUCGAUUGGAUGUCAGGAUGUUUCCAAGCUGGUGACGCGGCCGCGGGAGAGCGCGGUGCUGGUUAUGCUGGCGAGGAACAGCGAGCUCAAGGAGGCGAGGAAGACGGUGGAGAAUGUGGAGGAGAGGUUUAACAAGUGGUUCAACUACCCGGUGCUGUUUCUGAACAAUGAGCCCUGGAGCGAGGAGUUUGUCAGGGGGAUGAAGGAGGUUGUGAGUGGGGAGGUGAGGUUUGAGGUCAUACCCGAGGGGAUAUGGGGACCGACUGCGGGGUUGACGGAGGAGGUGGUGGGGGAGUAUUUGAGGAAGCAGAAGGAAGAGGGGGUGUAUAAAGGGGAGAUUGAGGGGUAUCAUCACAUGUGUCGGUUUUAUUCUGGUGAAUUCUACAACCUCGACGCCCUGAAAGAAUACAAAUACUAUUGGCGCCUCGAGCCAGGCGUCAGCUACGGCUGCUCCCUCACCUACGACCCCUUCGUCAUGAUGGCCGACCGCGGCAAAAAAUACGGCUACACUGUCGCCCUCUGGGAGGAACCCAACACGUGCCCCUCGUUAUUCCGAACCGUCGACGAGUUCCGAACGCAAAACAACAUCCCCAUGCACCCCAACUGGAAAGCCAUGAUUGACGAGGAGACGAACUGGCUGCUGAAACCGGCGCCCAUCCGCUGGCUGCUUGGGAAGGUCCUCCGGCGAGAACACUACGACAUCAAGGGCGAGAAGUGGAAUUUGUGUCACUAUUGGUCCAACUUUGAAAUUGCAGACUUGGAUUUCUUCAGAGGGGAACAAUACCAGAAACUGUUUAGACAUUUGGAUAAAACGGGGGGUUUUUACCGGGAGAGGUGGGGAGACGCGCCGAUUCACUCGCUGGCGGUGCACUUGCUGCUUGAGGCGAAGGAGGUGCAUCAUUUUAGCGAUGUUGGGUAUUAUCAUGAGCCUUUUUGGCAGUGUCCUCAGAAUGCCAAGGGGAAGCAGCUUUUGGAUAAUGAGAUGAUUGGCAAGGCACCGAAGGGGAUGGGUGAGGAGCAGGAAGGGGGCCAUGGGUGUAGGUGUGAGUGCGGGUUGGGGAAGAAGGGAGACUGGAGGAGGAGGAAUAAUAGGGGGAUUUGUCUGGAGAAGUUGCAGAGGCCGGCGGCGUAUGUGAGGCCUAGUUGGUGGGAUUUGAGGAGGAGGAGGUGGCCGUAUUCGGUUGGGUUCGAUGAGGAGGGGAGAUAUGUGGUGUAG
Podospora anserina S mat+ is the source of this 1404-nucleotide messenger RNA. RefSeq lists its product as uncharacterized. Lineage: Eukaryota; Fungi; Ascomycota; Sordariomycetes; Sordariales; Podosporaceae. Gene Ontology annotation, cellular component: membrane; Golgi apparatus. The record is from RefSeq and is a predicted model, not a curated record. The transcript is spliced from 2 exons. Gene Ontology annotation, molecular function: alpha-1,2-mannosyltransferase activity. Bases 1 to 1404 code for a protein of 467 amino acids. Gene Ontology annotation, biological process: cell wall mannoprotein biosynthetic process; protein N-linked glycosylation.